AUGCCUGGGACAUUCAUAUAUGGCAAUUAUAUAGCAAACAAUGGCACAGAAUCAUCAAAAAAACGCCGAGCCGAGCGCGAACAACGGGAACUCGAGGAAAAGAGAAAGCGAGAACAAGAGGCUCGAGAAAAAGAAAGAGAGAAAUCUGAGGCCCAGGAUCGGGAAAAAAGAGAGCGGGAAGAGCGAGAGAAACGCGAAUGUGAGGAACGCGAAGAAAGAGAAAGAGUGGAACGCGAAACACGCGAGAGGGAGGAGCGAGAACUGCGAGAUCGAUUAAGACACGAGAUUACGGAACAAGUAAGACGAGAAAUAGAGGCGAGAAGGGUACCUAACCAGGAGAUCGUGGGACCGGAGACAGAUCAAGAGGUACAGACGAGACGAGAACGAGAACGACGCGAACGUGAGCAAAGAGAACAAGAGGAGCGUGAAACUCGAGAACGUUUGAGACGAGAAAUCACGGAACAAGUACUUCGGGGAAUAGAAUUAAAUAGGCAAUCCAAUCUGGCAGCACAAAACCCGGGCAUGAUUGUACCGGCGGCAUUGCCGAGAGAAAACGACGAGUUCCGAACGAGAGACUUGGUGCGCAAAUGGGGCGUUACUUUCAACGGUGAACGCGAUGUUUUAGAUUUCCUCGAGCGUAUCGAUGAGUUAACUGAGAGUUAUGGGUUCCAGAAGGACAAGCUAGUCCACUGCAUUCCCAUGCUUCUUCGCGAGAAAGCCAUACCACAUUUUUAA
Messenger RNA from Cotesia congregata, 735 nucleotides. NCBI's taxonomy places the organism in Eukaryota, Metazoa, Arthropoda, Insecta, Hymenoptera, Braconidae. The record is from the annotation of a GenBank genome assembly.